AUGGCAGCUGUGGAUAACACACCGAAGAGGAGCAUAAAGUUCAAAAUCACCUCAAAAGGAUUACGGCAUGAAUCAGCAGACAAGUCACGUGAAAACAUGACGAUGAUCGUGAAUAAUGAAAGCAGAGAUGGAGUUACUGCGAAUGGAAAGUCUAUUACAGUCAAUUUUUCCACGUCAGGCAACUCUAACAAGCGCAAGCAUGGGAUGAUCCUGAAGUGUCAAAGGGAGAAAAAGGUGAGGAUGGAUAAUAGUUUCAAGAAACAGUGUAGGAGCAUUUUGAGAUCACUAAUGGAGCACCCUCACGGAUUUGCUUUCAAUCAACCAGUUGAUCCUGUGGAGCUGAAGAUUCCUGAUUAUUUUUCAAUAAUCACUGAACCAAUGGAUUUGGGUACGAUAAAGCAUAAACUUGAGGGCAAUACAUACUUCAAUGCAGUGGAAUUUGCUAGUGAUGUCAGGUUGACCUUUUCCAAUGCGAUGCUGUACAAUCCUCCUGGGAACUAUGUCCAUAACUUUGCAAAGGAAUUGAAUGAUUUUUUCAAUAAGAGAUGGAAGUUAAUGGAGAUGAAAUUGAAGUGCACAGGCAGAAACUUUGAACAGUUAUGCAAUUUAGAUGAAAUGAAAAAGAAUGGCCCCACGCUAGUUAAAAUUGUUCAUAAAGAUGAUGGCAAUCUAAGUGCCUGUGUCACUGCCAAUGGAAAACAACCACUUGAUUCUCCUGCAGUCGAAUGUGCUAUAUGUGGUGGUCUGAUGUGCCAAUGCAGCCUUAGAAGAUGUUCUAUUAAGCCAUCUUCUAGUGUAAGAUCAUCUGAUCGUGAUCAGUGUGCUGAUUCUAAAUCUGAUUAUGCGAUUAAAUAUCCAGUGACGUCUCAUACAGGAGAAUUAAAGCUGGAUUCAGAUGGGCAUGAGAGUGUUUCCAAUGGAGACAAUUUUCAGCAAAGUCCCUCUUCGCCACCCACAACUGCUGCCAUUGAUGAAGGAUUUACUUCACUUGGUUAUAUGUCUCCAAAUAAGGCUUUGCGCGCUGCAAUGCUAAAAAGCCGCUUUGCAGAUACUAUCUUCAGAGCUAAACAUCAAUCUCUCUUGGAUCAUGCUAAGAAGAUUAAUUCUGUGAAUCAGGAGAAAGAAAGGGAGAGACUUGAAAGGCUGCAGUGUGCAGAUAGGGCUAGGAUUGCAGCAGAAUUUAGAGCUGCUGAAGCAGCCUCACGAAUGAAGGCAGAGACGGAAUUGAAGAUGCAGCGUGAGAGAGAAAGAGAAGCUGCCAGAAUUGCAGUAGAAAAGAUGGUAAAAACUGUCCACAUUGAUGAAAAUCAAGGGAUUAUGGAGGACCUUGAGGCAAUAAUGGGAGCCAUCAGCAGUGGUGACUUGAGAAACCCUCUGGAGCAGCUUGGGCUGUUCAUAAAGGAUGAUUACAUGGAAGAUGAUGAAGAUGCCAUUUUGCGAGAAGAGGGGGAAAUUCUUUCAUAG
Messenger RNA from Fraxinus pennsylvanica, 1464 nucleotides. The record is from the annotation of a GenBank genome assembly. NCBI's taxonomy places the organism in Eukaryota, Viridiplantae, Streptophyta, Magnoliopsida, Lamiales, Oleaceae.